CUCUCCUCCCGAUGAGACAUGUGAUGACAUUUGUGAACUGAGCCAUUUGAGUUGAAGCAACCCGCGUUGAUAUAGAAAAGAGAGAAAGACACACACACACACACACACACACUCAUUUAGCCUCUUUGAGAAGAAGAGAGGUUGGCAUGGAGGGAAAGCUUCAAGCCCACAUCCAGGUGAAACAGGACAAUGAAUUCCAACCUCAACUUCCUUUCAACACGCAGAUCAAACCAAAGACAGUCUGGGACAUGGUCUGGUCUAGGCCUGGUUCAGCUACAGAGGGCGUGCUCUCGGCCUCUAGAGGAUGGCUGCGUCUCUUCUUGCUGCUGAAGCUGGUGACGGUGCUGUUGUUCCCCCACACAGCAGGCCUUCCCCUGCUGGUGGGCUGUGUGUUCAGCCUGCGGGCCCUGUUGAUGCUGGGCUCCCCUCACAUCUCCACCAAGCCCUCCACGGUGCUCCUGGGCCGGCUGGCUCUCACAGACAGCCUUGUGUUACUGCACUGGAUGCUUCUGCCGGGGGCGCCACUCGUCUGGUUGAUGGAGGAGGCGGGCUGUGAAACGAAGACGGGCCCCAUAGAGGAGGGGGAAUCAGUUUGGUGGAAUAAGGCUGUGAGCAUGCUCUGUCUGCAGCUGCUUGAUGCUCACCACCUGGCCUCUCUGCUCCUGCUGGGGCUGCUGGGACUGGAGGCCACGUUGGUGUCACGCUGGCCUCAGCAGACGCGCAGAUUCAGGACUUCUCACUGGGCUCAGCUCAGCUGCAGCCUGGUCUGGACACUUGUGCUGCUUGAACUGUUGUACUUGCUGCACUCACAACUUUUGCAAAAGUCCAGGCCUCAGACGUAUUUCACAACGCUACAAAUCUCUCAAAGUUCACCUCUCGGUCUCCCCUCCCUUCCAGGGUUCUCCUCGUGCCUGAGAAGGACUUUGUGGCUGGUGAAUUUAUGGCUGCAUUAUGCUGUCUUUCAUAGCAGAUCAAAGAAAACUAAGAGCUUCUUUCAUUAAGAGUUAUUGCUGUUCUAUUUUAUUUAUAUAGUAAAACUAUUGUAAGAUGUCUUUAUAUGGGUCAUAAAUCUAGACUGUCUAACUUGAACUGAACUACUGCAAACCCCCCUUUCUAAAACAGUACACAAGUACAGGACACCAUAAGAAACCAGACCAACGGAAGCUGUAGUAGUGUAUCGCAUAGAGAAAAGGGGCUUUUUGAACUUUACUUUUCAUUUGUAAAAAGAUGAAGACCAUUCCAGGAAAGGCAUAGAUAUUGUGAAAUGUGCCUGCAUGAGGUGAAGGUGAAGUGUUUCUCU
This is a messenger RNA of Etheostoma cragini (Arkansas darter), 1300 nucleotides long. RefSeq lists its product as uncharacterized. The transcript is spliced from 2 exons. The record is from RefSeq and is a predicted model, not a curated record. NCBI's taxonomy places the organism in Eukaryota, Metazoa, Chordata, Actinopteri, Perciformes, Percidae. The coding region runs from base 147 to 1001 and encodes 284 amino acids.